AUGGGGAGGUUAUCUGGUGAUGCACUCCUCUCGUAUCCGCACAACUUCAACAACACCAAAGCAGCCACGCCUCAUCGCUCACUUAACUCAACAAAAACCACAUUUCAAGGCCUGUCUCUUCAAGAGGCCAAAAGGGGUGUCUCAGACUUCUUCCUAGCUGAGAAAAAGAGCAGUUUCAGUUCCAGUCAUGCAAGAAGAGGACUUGUGAUCACUGCAAGAACUGCUGGUGCUUCAAAAACUAUAGAGGUUGAGGUCGACAAGCCUCUAGGCUUGACAUUAGGCCAAAAGAAAGGAGGUGGUGUAGUUAUCACUGCUGUUGAUGGAGGUGGGAAUGCAGCAAAAGCAGGGCUUAAAGCAGGGGAUCAGGUGCUUUACACAAGCAGUUUCUUUGGGGAUGAACUUUGGCCUGCAGAUAAGCUUGGAUUUACCAAAACUGCCAUACAGGCAAAGCCAGAUUCUGUCUACUUUGUUGUUAGCAGAGGAGCAGAAGCCGAUGUUAAACGACUAACAAAGCGACCAGCACCUCCUCGCUUUGGAAGGAAAUUGACUGAGGCUCAAAAGGCAAGAGCUACUCAUAUUUGCCUUGAUUGUGGAUACAUAUACACUGCACAAAAACCUUUUGAUGAGCAGCCUGAUACGUAUGCAUGCCCUCAAUGUCGAGCACCAAAGAAGAGAUUUGCUCAAUACGACGUAAAUACAGGCAAAGCUGUUGGUGGAGGGUUACCUCCAAUUGGGGUUAUUAUAGGGCUGAUGGCUGGUGUUGGAGCUGUUGGAGCUUUACUUGUUUAUGGCCUCCAAUGAAACUUCAUUUGUUACCUUCAAACUCUGUUUAUUCUAUACUCUCAUAGAAUCGGUGGUGCAAGUAUGAAUUUUGAUUUCCCUAUCAAAUAAGGAUUUUUCUUAUUAGAAACAGAGGAAUUCAUGCACAUAAAAUGUCACAAAGCUUCUCCAUUCUUUCUGUUGCUGCUGCUGAAGAAACCAAAUGAUAUUCUUCAACAUUUGUCAUUUUCUUUCACAUGACAAAAAAGUUUAUCAAAUUCAGGGUUUGACCUUUGCUGAACUGAACAAGUAUAGUUAGAUUAUCUGCAUAUAUAUAUAUAUAUUAUUGGCUUACAAACUCAUUAUUUAUUGUCUCAUUUUGAGGUUGACUCACUUUCACAAGCCAAAAACAUGCUAAUGCCCUGACUUGAAUAUUGAGUUUUGCUCAAGUGGAUCAUGAAUCCAUGGGAGCCAUGCUGUUGAAACUUAGCCAAACUGAUUUUAAUCUAAUUAUAUGGAG
Molecule: messenger RNA, 1279 nt
Organism: Durio zibethinus
Lineage: Eukaryota; Viridiplantae; Streptophyta; Magnoliopsida; Malvales; Malvaceae
Source: RefSeq, a predicted model, not a curated record